Molecule: messenger RNA, 1044 nt
Organism: Verruconis gallopava
Lineage: Eukaryota; Fungi; Ascomycota; Dothideomycetes; Venturiales; Sympoventuriaceae
Exons: 3
Coding region: 488-970 (160 amino acids)
Cellular component (GO): nucleus; cytoplasm
Molecular function (GO): diaminohydroxyphosphoribosylaminopyrimidine deaminase activity
Source: RefSeq, a predicted model, not a curated record
CAACCCUCUGUGCCCCCAAGCCCGCUGAACACCGGACGCCGCACCCGUUCGUCGCCAACACGCACAUUGUGAGCGAAGAUCAUUCACGAAAAAACUUUGCUCUGAUCGGCGGACCUCAAGCACGUCACAAUCCUCUGAGCCGGAUGAUCCAACCCAGGCGCACGAAAUGUACCUACAGUGGGACAUCUUUCGCUCUGCGUGCCGUUCAUCAUCCGCUCGCGCGGGCAUUCCCGUAUCGAAAGGGGAAGGCUAGCUUGCAGCCUGAGGCCUGAUUUCAGCCUGAGGCCCAAGUAGAUCCCUGCCGUUAUCGGUCCUCCCACGGUGCAAAGCAAGUUUAUAGUCAUGAGCAGGAAUCCAAGAUAAAAAUAAUUACCAGCCGGCCCAUACGCCAGUUAAAAUUCCGAGACUCGCUCUGAGGAGUCGUCACGCAGAAUAAGCCUGUUGAUCCGCCGGAUUUUCUCGCUUGGCACUUGCAGCUCUCGUGGCAAUGUGCACCCGCGACGACAGCAAGUGGGAGGCCGAGCCUGGCUUCCAAGCUGCUAUGGAGGAGGCACGGCAAGGCUCGAAGGAAGGCGGCGUGCCUAUUGGAGCUUGUCUAGUCGGCGCAGACGGCAAAAUACUGGGGCGAGGUCACAACAUGCGCAUCCAAAAGGGCAGUCCGACGCUUCACGCUGAAAUAUCCGCUUUGGAAAACGCGGGGAGACUGCCCGGAUCUGUAUACAAGGGCGCGACCAUGUACACCAGCCUGAGCCCGUGCGACAUGUGCACAGGAGCCUGCGUCAUGUACGGCAUCAAGCGCGUCGUCAUCGGCGAGAACAAAACGUUCGUAGGUGGCGAGAAUUACCUCAAGACGCGAGGCAUCGAAGUUGUCGUGCUAGACUGCGCGGAGGGCAAGGAGCUCAUGGCCAAAUUCAUCAGAGAGAAACCGGAGGAGUGGUACGAGGACAUCGGCGAGAAUCCCCCUGCGUGAAUAGAGAGUCCGUCAAAGAUUCUACUUUCAUUUAUUUCUUUUUUUUCUCCUCCUUUCCCAUUUUAGGAUCUACG